AUGGUGAUCAAUGGACAAACUAGAAAAAUAUCCAAAAAUGAGUCAACCACAAAAGAGUCAACCACAACAGAGUCGACCACAACAGAGCCGACCACAACAGAGCCAACCACUACAGAGCCAACCACAAAAGAGUCAACCACAACAGAGCCAACCACUACAGAGCCAACCACAACAGACCAACCACAACAGAGCCGACCACAACAGAGCCAACCACAACAGAGCCGACCACAACAGAGUCGACCACAACAGAGCCAACCACAACAGAGCCAACCACAACAGAGCCGACCACAACAGAGCCAACCACAACAGAGCCGACCACAACAGAGCCAACCACAACAGAGCCGACCACAACAGAGCCAACCACAACAGAGUCGACCACAACAGAGCCAACCACAACAGAGCCAACCACAACAGAGCCAACCACAACAGAGCCGACCACAACAGAGCCAACCACAACAGAGCCGACCACAACAGAGCCAACCACAACAGAGUCGACCACAACAGAGCCAACCACAACAGAGCCAACCACAACAGAGCCGACCACAACAGAGCCAACCACAACAGAGCCAACCACAACAGAGUCAAGCACAACAGAGCCAACCACAACAAAGCCAACCACAACAGAGCCAACCACAACAGAGUCAAGCACAACAGAGCCAACCACAACAAAGCCAACCACAACAGAGCCAACCACAACAAAGCCAACCACAACAGAGCCAACCACAACAGAGCCAACCAGAAGAGAGUCAACCAGAAGAGAGAGGAUGUAAAUGCCACGCUUCAAAGGAGGAUUGCGUAUUGAGCGGAAACUUUGAAUUAUAUAUGAAUGGUUCAUUUCCCGAAGAUAAAAGCAGGAUACGCUUUAAACAUCUCCCAUUUCAACGUGUUAUAAGAGAAGUUAUUCCACCAAUGGCUAUUGAUUUCGGAAAAAUUAUGGAACUUGCUGGACCAAAAAACGUACGCAAUCAUGUUAGCGUCAAAUUUUUUUUGUCAUUAUCCGAUUUUGGACGAAUUAACUUAUCAAACAUCGCUUCAUAUGAUAAAAAGCAGUCUUUCCAAUUGCAGUUCCGUAUUGGAGAAAAAUUGUCUGGGAUAAAUGAAUUUUCAGAAAUAUUACCAGAACCAUUAGAAAUUUGGAUCAAUUCUAAGAAAAUUCUUAUGCGUGACAGACAUAGCCCUAUACACAUUAGUGUUAUGGAUUAUUUGCACUUGAAUACUAUUAAUGCUAAUAUUGUUACAAUACUUUGGCCUCAGUGUUCAAAAGUAUAUUUUUUGAUAGCUUAUUUGGUUGAAGUAAUUAAUGUCGAAGAAAUGGUGGAAGAAAUUAAAACAAAUAACGAUCGAUAUUUUUCGGCAUUAAGUACAAAACAAAAAAUUACGGAAUUUAUGAAAAAUUCUAAUACUGGUUUAGAUUUGGCAGCCUAUAAAUUAACUCUUUUAUGUCCAAUAAAUAAAUCAAAAAUGGAAUUGCCUGCCAAAUCUGUCAAAUGUAAUCAUUUACAGUGCUUUGACCUUGAAGCUUACAUUUCUUUGAACAGAAUAAAAGAUACAUGGAUAUGUCCUAUUUGUAAGAAGUCCUGUCUAUUAGCUGAUUUGAAAAUAGACUCGUUUAUUUUGUUUAUUAUCAAUAGUUUGAAUGUUCCGAAACAUUGUGAGGAGAUAGAACUAUAUGCGAACGGUAAAUGGAAACCAUGUAUAUCGUACGGUGAUAGCCUUGAAGAUGUUCAGACUACAUCUUGUGGUCCUUCAAAAAAAAGAAUUCUUGAAAUUGAUUUGGGUAACUCAGAUGAUGAAAAUUUAGACAAUAAUGUAAAAAUCGUAUUGCCGAUAAAAAGUGCUGGGAAUUCCAAUAAUAUAAAACCGGAGAAUUAUAUAAAUACUACUACACACACUGAGCAGAAAAAAGUCGAUGAUACCCCAAUAUUUACCUACAUAGAAAGUUUGACCAUAGUAAGAAUAAAACCUUUAGAACCAAAUAAAGUCGAAACCUGUCAAAGUCUGCCCCAAUCCCAAUAAACCGAUGUACAAGUAACGAAUAAUGUUCAGGACAGCUCAUUUGUCCCUAUUAGAAGGA
Rhopalosiphum maidis (corn leaf aphid) is the source of this 2074-nucleotide messenger RNA. RefSeq names its product E3 SUMO-protein ligase gei-17-like. The record is from RefSeq and is a predicted model, not a curated record. Gene Ontology annotation, biological process: protein sumoylation. The transcript has 4 exons. The coding region runs from base 1 to 2016 and encodes 671 amino acids. Lineage: Eukaryota; Metazoa; Arthropoda; Insecta; Hemiptera; Aphididae. Gene Ontology annotation, molecular function: SUMO ligase activity; zinc ion binding.